ACCUGUCACAAAGACACGCGCGCCAAACUCCUCCGCGAGAUAUACAGCUGGGCUGAGGGACAGGACGGGCGAUGCAUCUUCUGGCUGCGCGGCCUAGCGGGCACGGGCAAGUCGACAAUCGCGCGGACCGUCGCGCGCCGCUACUACGACCAGCAGCGUCUUGCGGCCAGUUUCUUCUUCUCGCGCGGCGGCGGCGAUAUUGGCCACGCAGGCAAAUUUGUCACGAGCAUUGCGGUGCAGCUUGCACAAAAUGUGCCAGAAGCGCAUGUACAUAUCUGCACGGCUAUGAUAGAGCGCGGCAAUGUUGCCAGCCAGACUUUGCGCGACCAGUGGCGACACCUCGUUCUCCGUCCGCUGUCGAAGCUGCGCGAGCCAGGGCCAUACGUUGUGGUUGUCGAUGCGCUCGACGAGUGCGACAAUGAAAACGAUGUCCAGAUCCUCAUACAGCUGCUGUCUGAGGCUCGGUCCCUAGACAGGGUCCGACUGCGAGUGUUUCUGACCAGCCGGCCAGAAGUGCCAAUCCGUCACCAGUUCGGGCAGAUGGCAGAUGCGGACCACAAGGACUUUGUGCUGCACGACAUAUCGCCGUUGACAGUCGAUCAGGACAUAAAGUCGUUUAUUACGGAUGAGCUUCACUCACUCGGGCGAAAAUUUUGUCUCCCCGCUGGCUGGCCAGGUGCGGAGGUGAUUCUGCAGCUAGUGCAAAGCGCAAGCCGCCUGUUUAUCUGGGCAGCAACCGCUUGUCGCUUCAUCUGCGCAGGGAGGCAAUUUGCAGCUAAAAGACUAGAUACGAUCCUGCGCAAUGACAGCAAUACUGCUGUGGCCCCAGAGAAGCAUCUUGAUCAGAUCUAUGUUACCGUGCUCCAGAACUCGGUGUCUGCAGACUACACAGAGGAAGAGAAGGAAGAGCAGUAUAGAAUGCUGAGGUACGUUCUCGGGAGUCUGGUGGUACUGCUGUCUACGCUAUCCGUGCAGUCCUUAAGCAAGCUGCUCCAGUCUACAGAUGAAGAGGUGGGACAGACACUAUGGGACUUACACGCCAUCAUCAGCAUCCCACAAGAUCCCACCCAGCCGCUUCGUCUGCACCAUCCAUCGUUCCGCGACUUCCUCCUUAGCAAGAAGAGAUGCAACGACGAGAACUUCUGGGUGGACGAGAGUAGCAUACACGAGAAGCUAGCAUCUCACUGCCUCCAGCUCAUGUCUACGCCAGACAACCUUCGGCAAGACUUGUGCAGUCUGUCUGACCCUGGAGUGCUCAGGAGCGAGAUAGACGAGAGGAAGAUCACGACCAGCCUGCCUUCUG
Messenger RNA from Aaosphaeria arxii CBS 175.79, 1303 nucleotides. RefSeq lists its product as uncharacterized. The record is from RefSeq and is a predicted model, not a curated record. The annotation marks the transcript as partial. NCBI's taxonomy places the organism in Eukaryota, Fungi, Ascomycota, Dothideomycetes, Pleosporales. The transcript has a single exon.